This is a messenger RNA of Drosophila obscura, 1565 nucleotides long. It is a transcript of the gene GNBP3, whose product is annotated as gram-negative bacteria-binding protein 3. The record is from RefSeq and is a predicted model, not a curated record. Gene Ontology annotation, molecular function: hydrolase activity, hydrolyzing O-glycosyl compounds; carbohydrate binding. Bases 9 to 1520 code for a protein of 503 amino acids. The transcript has a single exon. NCBI's taxonomy places the organism in Eukaryota, Metazoa, Arthropoda, Insecta, Diptera, Drosophilidae. Gene Ontology annotation, biological process: carbohydrate metabolic process.
UCUCAGUUAUGAUUAUGGGUGCUAGAAUGGCGGAUGCAUCUCGCGUUAUUGUGUUGAGCUGCUGUCUUCUCACGCUUCUCCUCCUUGGUGUGCAAGUGCUCGGCUAUGAGGUGCCAAAGGCCAAGAUAGAGGUAUUCUAUCCCAAAGGAUUUGAGGUUUCCAUACCACACGAGGAGGGCAUCACACUGUUCGCUUUCCACGGCAAGCUAAACGAGGAGAUGGAAGGUCUGGAGGCGGGCACCUGGGCGCGGGAUAUUGUCAAGAUGAAGAACGGCCGCUGGACCUUCAGAGACCGUUUGGCGGUGCUCAAGCCAGGCGACACGCUCUACUACUGGACAUACGUUAUCUACAAUGGCCUGGGUUAUCGCGAAGACGAUGGCACUUUUGUUGUCGAUGCUUACAACGGCAAUGGCACCGUCCCAGCGACUACACCCAGACCGCAGGUUGCAACCGACUCCACCACUCCCUGGAUCUGGCCAUCGGACCCGGAUAUUGACAUUCGAGUUGGUUGCACCCAACCGAAGACUCAGGUGAACGGUGGACCUUCUCGCUGCGCGGGACAGUUGGUGUUUGUGGACGAGUUCAGUGCCGGAAAAUUGGACACCUCCAAGUGGCUGGCGGAGCGUCGUUUCUCCGGAUCGCCCGACUACGAGUUUAAUGUCUACGUUGACGACACCCACAACACGCUGCGCGUUCACAACGGCCACGCGAUACUGGCAGCCACAGCGACGAAGCGCCAGUUCCACAAGAAUUUGGAGGCCAAGCUGGAUCUGGGUAGCGGCUGCACGGGUGUCGCCAACACGGCGGACUGUGUUCGUGAUGGCAGGCAGCGGAACGAUCGCCUGCCGCCUAUGGUGACGGCUCAGUUCUCCACCCGGCAGAGUUUCUCUUUCAAGUACGGACGGGUUGAUGUGCGCGCCAAGAUGCCGCGAGCCGAGUGGCUGACGGCCCAGCUCUGGCUGCAGCCCAAGACUCCUGAGUAUGGAGAGGACGACUAUCAGUCGGGACAGAUUCGCAUUGCCUACACCCGGCCAGCCAAUGACAAAGUAGAUCUGUACAUGGGAGCGCUCCUCAAUGCCGAGGAGCCACUCCGCUCGGCCAAAGUCUGCCACAGAGUAGGCAGCAGUGAAAGCUCAGAUGACUGGAGCGAUAGCUUCCACAAUUACACCUUGGAGUGGACGCCGCGGGAGCUCAAGUGGCUGGUCGAUGGCAGGGAGAUUUGUCGCCAGGGCAGCGAAAGCAUAGCGUUCAGCGAGACAAGUGUGAAUGGGUCGCGACUGCCGAAUUCCCAAAAACUGGAGGAGGGCACUGGCCUGGCGCCAUUCGAUCAGGAGUUUUACUUAACCUUUGGCCUGGCCGUGGGAGGAUUUAACGAAUACUUCUACGAUACACAGAAGCCGUGGCAUGAGCGGGAGCCUCGGGCCAUGACGGACUUCUGGAGGCACCAGAAGCCGAUGCUUGACCGUUGGUUGGAUGACGCCCAUCUAUCAAUUGACUAUGUAAAAGUGUAUGCUCUGUAAACUGCUAAUCUUAAAAAAUAAAUGCAUUUCAUAUUGGUCCUUCGA